AUACAGAUAAUAAUAAUAAAUUUCACAUGUAAUUAAAUGUGAUUGAAUGAUAUUCACGUCCGUCCGUACGUGAAGUAUGAGCUUCCUAGCCCAAAAUGGUAUAAAAGGGUUCAGGGCUAUUUCUUCUUUUUCGUGGCGUAAAGAGGUUCGCCCUCGAGCUCUUACUCGCUCUUCCCGCCUGACUCGCCCGAUCUGUUCUUUGAGGCGCAUCGAUCCGCUCUGUAGAUAAUUCAUGUCGUUUGGAAAGGCCGGCGGGUCCGGCGUCGUCGUUCCUCGGAACUUCAGACUGCUUGAUGAGCUCGAGCGAGGAGAGAAGGGUAUAGGUGAUGGGACUGUUAGCUAUGGGAUGGAGGAUGCGGAUGACAUCUACAUGCGCUCCUGGACAGGGACUAUAAUUGGUCCUCUCAAUUCUGUUCAUGAAGGAAGGAUCUAUCAAUUGAAGCUGUUUUGCGACAAAGACUAUCCGAUCAAACCACCGACGGUGCGCUUCCACUCUCGAAUAAACAUGACUUGUGUUAACCCUCAUACAGGAGUGGUAGAGCCAACGAAGUUCAGCACGCUGGGAAACUGGCAUGUAGAGUCCACAAUGGAGCACAUACUGACUCAAUUGAAGAAGGAAAUGGGUGCAUCAUAUAAUAGGAAACUUGUACAGCCCCCUGAAGCUACAUUCUUUUGAAUUUGGUUCUUCCCAUAUAUAUAUAUAUAUAUAUAUAUAUAUAUAUGAUGGUUGGCCACUCAUAAAUAAAUUAUGUCAAUUUUAAGUUUCAAAUGCUUAAUAAAUUGCACGAGCCACCUUUUCAAUUUAUUACACGUUAUAGCAUUUAAUUUCGGCUGCUGACCUCUUCUGGGUCUCAACAGUCUUACCUAAGAUUUGUGUGCUAUGCCUGUGAACGCCCCCAUUUAUAUCUUUC
Messenger RNA from Phalaenopsis equestris, 911 nucleotides. RefSeq names its product ubiquitin-conjugating enzyme E2 variant 1C-like. Bases 233 to 676 code for a protein of 147 amino acids. Gene Ontology annotation, biological process: DNA damage tolerance; protein K63-linked ubiquitination. NCBI's taxonomy places the organism in Eukaryota, Viridiplantae, Streptophyta, Magnoliopsida, Asparagales, Orchidaceae. The transcript has 4 exons. The record is from RefSeq and is a predicted model, not a curated record. Gene Ontology annotation, cellular component: nucleus.